UGGCUCGGUAAUAUAAAGCACAGUUCCCACGCACUUCUAUCUCAGUUGGGUGUCACCGAGCCAAGAGAACGUUCACUCGAUCACCACUCUCGUUCUUUGAUCUACGCAAUGUUAACAGAGGACUUAGUAAACCUGGUGUACGAGGUGUGUCAAGAGAAGAAGCUGCGAGCGGCGGUGAAAUGCAUCCUUCAGUGCGCUUCCAUACCAUUCGUCUCAACAAUAGCCGUAGCUCUGUAUAUGGGCCCCUUGGGCGUCUUGCUGGGUGGCGCUGUAGGUACUGGGAUCUCCUACGUCUAUGCUAGGGGGAAGUUCAAAAGCGUCGUUAGCAUUAUCAGGGACGACUUGACUCCACAGGAAAGGGAGAGGCUCAUGAUGAGGGUGCGGGCCGCUCUCGUAGACCUUGGAGUCGCUGUCGGGGCCUCUGUGGCCUUCCGUCAGCUCACCGAGCCCAUGAAGUCGGAGAUCGCUGCUACUGUCAAGAAGUACUUGGAGUAUGACCACAACAUGUCAGUAGAGCAUUAAAUGCCUAAAAGACUGUUCAGGUGAAUGGCGAGAACGACGGUUUCUUUUCUGUUUGCAUUUGUUAGCGAAGAUGGGUUCGCUGUUAGUACUAAUUUUGGAAAUUGGAUUUGUUUUAUGUUCGAGGCAAAAAUGUGAAAGAGACAGUUCCAAAAUAAACAAAUAAAACUAUCAA
Messenger RNA from Penaeus monodon (black tiger shrimp), 694 nucleotides. RefSeq names its product protein C19orf12 homolog. The transcript has 4 exons. Lineage: Eukaryota; Metazoa; Arthropoda; Malacostraca; Decapoda; Penaeidae. The record is from RefSeq and is a predicted model, not a curated record. Bases 109 to 522 code for a protein of 137 amino acids.